Molecule: messenger RNA, 1644 nt
Organism: Oryza brachyantha (malo sina)
Lineage: Eukaryota; Viridiplantae; Streptophyta; Magnoliopsida; Poales; Poaceae
Product: lipid phosphate phosphatase 2-like
Exons: 8
Coding region: 229-1185 (318 amino acids)
Biological process (GO): phospholipid metabolic process
Molecular function (GO): phosphatidate phosphatase activity
Source: RefSeq, a predicted model, not a curated record
CGACCAAUCAUUCACCCGUUCCACCCUCUUCAGCCGAAACAUUCUCGUCAGUUGAUCCGUCCACCGGUCUCAACCGCCCCUGACACUAGUGGUGUAUAAAACGUCAGAUUGGACAGCCUGAAAGCUUAGCCGUGCAGGCGAGGAGAACCUGCCGCCGUUGACCACUGCUCUUCUUCUCCGCAUUAUCCUGGAAUUGGCCGGGCUGCGUUGCGUUCUACCGAGAACAAGAUGCCGCCACCGCCGGCGACGGCACCGGCGCCGGCGCCCAUCCGACUGGGAGUCCCGCACCCGUACCUGAAAACGCAUGGGAGCAAGGUCGCGAGACUGCACCUGUUCGACUGGAUCGUGCUGGUUCUCCUCGUCGCGAUCGACGCCGGGCUCAACCUGAUCGAGCCGUUCCACCGGUUCGUCGGAGAGGACAUGAUGACCAGCCUCCGGUACCCACUCAAGAACAACACCGUGCCGAUCUGGGCCGUGCCCAUAUAUUCUGUCGUCGGCCCGAUCAUCAUUUUCACCGUGAUAUACAUGAAGAGGAGGAACGUGUAUGACCUGCAUCAUGCCAUCCUAGGCCUUCUGUUUUCUGUGCUGAUAACGGCAGUCCUGACUGACGCGAUCAAGGAUGGUGUUGGCCGGCCUCGACCCAACUUCUUCUGGCGAUGCUUUCCUGACGGCAUCGCAAGAUACAACAACAUCACCAGAGGUGUCAUCUGCCAUGGGGAUAGGAGUGUCAUCAAAGAAGGGCACAAGAGCUUCCCCAGUGGGCAUACCUCAUGGUCUUUUGCCGGACUAGGCUUCCUGUCAUGGUACCUCGCCGGCAAGCUCAAGGCGUUCGAUCGAGGAGGGCAUGUGGCCAAGCUCUGCAUCAUCGUCUUGCCUCUGCUUCUUGCAGCGAUGGUUGGGAUCUCGAGGGUGGAUGACUACUGGCACCACUGGCAGGAUGUUUUCACAGGUGGAAUGCUUGGACUGGUGGUUGCUUCAUUCUGCUACCUGCAGUUUUUCCCACCACCUGCUGGUGAACAAGGAUUUUGGCCUCACGCAUACUUUGAGCACAUUCUCCACCCUGAAAGUGAGAACCAGGUGCAACUAACAGCUACUGCAAAUCAUCAUCAAGGCCCAGCUGCAGUGGACAUGAGAACCAACAGUCACUCAUUAGAUUCCAUGGAACAAGGACGAAGAGCUCGGUGAGAACUGAAGUACUGCUGUGAAUAUCUGGAUUCUAAGUUUGUGAAUAUCUGGAUUCUGAAGUUUGUGAAUAUCUGGAUUUCAUGGCACUGUACAUUUGCCACUGCUAGGUGUCUUCUGCACGCUUGAUCAGUUUGUUAUACCUAGGUGCUGUAGUGCUGUCUGCUGUGUAUGCAUACUGUAGUACAGGUAGUUCAAACAUUGUACAUUCAUCAUAGCUGCCAUGUUCUUACUUCUUUACAGAUAGUGGGAUAAUCAUUACUGUCAUGUAGUAAACCAAAUUAUUGUGAUGGCGAUAGCUUGUACAUGAUGAACACAAGGGAGUCAUGGUUUAAUUUCACAGUCCUUGUCCAGGAUGCAUAAAUCGUACCUACCAGAUAAUAUUGCUAAAUUAAAGCAUGCCUCCCUGUACAAACUUUUUCUUCUUAACACAUUAGUUUUCUCACAGUUCAGGUGUUUCAU